GCUGUGUCCAUUUAGUGGCCAAAAUAUAUAAGGUAGAGCAUUUUUAUGACUGUCAGUGCAUUUCCAAUUGUCAUUUGUUAUACAAGUAGGCGUAAUAUUCGUAAAUAUUAAAAAUGUCGGCCAUAAUUCUGAUGACAGUUUUGGCUGUUGCAUCAGUAGCCGCAGACCCGUUAUGGAUCAGUCCAUACUUGUCAUCUCCCUACGUGUCGGCUCCUUUUACGUCAGCCGCAUAUGUUGCUGCGCCGUCAGCUGCAGUCAUAGCCGCGCCUUCAGUCCCUACUGUGCCUGCAACUCUGCCGUACUCCUCAGUAUCAGCCUAUAGCUAUGGAUCAGCGUACACGGUGCAGGACUACGCCCCAACUCUAGUCAAGUCGGCGCCCAACGCUAUAGCGUACAGUCUUCCAUACGCGUACGCAGCGGACUAUUUUUACCGCAGAUAAUUUCUGUAGGUUUUAAUUCGAUGUUACGUGUUUUAUGCCCUGCCAUGUGAUAUUUAUUGAAAACUAAUAAAAUUUUAAAAUGAU
Molecule: messenger RNA, 524 nt
Organism: Plodia interpunctella (Indianmeal moth)
Lineage: Eukaryota; Metazoa; Arthropoda; Insecta; Lepidoptera; Pyralidae
Exons: 2
Coding region: 114-440 (108 amino acids)
Source: RefSeq, a predicted model, not a curated record